UGGACAUUGGAGUACACCCCGCAGCACAGCCGAGACUUCAAGAACAUCGUGUCCAAGAAUGCUAUGCAGUACCGUGGGAAUGCCCAGCACGAUGCGCAGGAGUUCCUGCUUUGGCUUCUAGACAGAGUCCACGAAGAUCUGAACAACGUGGUGAAUUUCAGUGGCAUGCCUCCGCUCAAGCCACCGCUGGAGGAUGAUGUGCUGCUCGAGGGACCAGCCUUUCCAAUCAGUAGUACUUUUGUGCAGGAACUCUUCCAAGCCCAGUACAGGUCCUCCCUGACGUGCCCUCAUUGCCAGAAGCAGAGUAACACCUUUGACCCUUUUCUCUGCAUCUCUCUGCCGAUUCCUUUGCCUCAUACACGGCCGCUCUACGUCACCGUGGUGUACCAGGGGAAGUGCUCGCACUGCAUGCGGAUUGGGGUGGCCGUGCCCAUCUCUGGAACGGUGGCCAGGCUGCGGGAGGCUGUCUCCUCAGAGACCAAGAUACCCACGGAGCAGAUCGUGCUGACGGAGAUGUACUACGAUGGGUUUCAUCGCUCCUUCUGCGAUACGGAUGACCUGGACACCAUUCAUGAAAGCGACUGUAUAUUUGCCUUUGAGACCCCAGAGAUAUUUAGGCCCGAGGGUAUCCUUAGUCAGAGAGGCAUACAUGUGAACAAUAACCUGAAUAACUUGAAAUGUGGCACUGAGCACUCCCGAACAAUAUCUUACUCUCAAGGAACAGUGAAAUCUGGAAAACUGGAACAGUCCUCUACUAAACCAGCAGCAAAUGACAAGAUUGUGUUGCUGGUGUGUAACAGGGCGUGCACUGGACAGCAGAGCAGAAGGUUUGGCUUGCCCUUUGUGUUACAUUUGGAAAAAACAAUUGCUUGGGAUAUUCUGCAGAAGGAAAUUUUGGAGAAGAUGCAGUAUUUCCUGCGGCCUGCAGCCUGCAUGCAGGUCUGCCCAUUCAGCUUGCGAGUGGUCAGUGUUGUGGGCAUAACGUACUUGCUACCUCAGGAGGAGCGACCCCUCUGCCAUCCAACAGUGGAAAGGGCAUUGAAGUCAUGUGGACAGGGGGGAACUGCUCAUGUGAAAUUAGUGGUAGAAUGGGACAAAGAAACUAAAGAUUACUUGUUUGUGAAUACAGAAGAGGAGUAUAUUCCAGACUCCGAAAGCGUCCGCCAGCAGAGAGAGCUUCAUCAUCAACCUCAGACCUGCACUUUAUCUCAGUGUUUCCAACUGUACACCAAAGAGGAACAGCUUGCCCCAGAUGAUGCAUGGCGAUGCCCACACUGCAAGCAGCUGCAGCAGGGUAGCAUCACACUGAGCCUCUGGACCUUACCUGAUGUUCUCAUUAUACAUCUCAAAAGGUUUAGACAGGAAGGAGACCGAAGGAUGAAACUUCAAAACAUGGUUAAAUUCCCCCUGAGUGGCUUGGACAUGACUCCUCAUGUAGUUAAACGCAGUCAGAGCAGUUGGAGUCUGCCGUCUCACUGGUCACCCUGGAGGAGACCUUACGGUCUUGGAAGGGAUCCUGAGGACUAUAUCUAUGACCUGUAUGCUGUCUGCAAUCAUCAUGGCACCAUGCAAGGGGGACACUAUACAGCAUAUUGCAAAAACUCGGUUGAUGGCCAGUGGUACUGCUUUGAUGACAGUGAAGUUCAGCAACUUUCUGAAACCGAAGUCUGCAAGCAGACAGCUUAUAUUCUUUUCUAUCAGAGACGCACAGCAAUCCCAUCAUGGUCUGCUAACAGCUCUGUGGCAGGCUCCACAAGCUCCUCUCUCUGUGAGCACUGGGUCAGCCGUCUUCCUGGUAGCAAGCAGCCCAGCAUUGCUUCGGCAGCGUCAUCGCGGCGCACGUCUCUGGCUUCGCUCUCAGAAUCGGUAGAGCUGACUGGGGAAAGGAGUGAAGAUGAUGGAGGAUUCUCAACUCGACCCUUUGUAAGGAGUGUCCAGCGUCAGAGCUUGUCAUCUAGAUCUUCUGUCACCAGCCCACUGGCAGUGAGUGAAAAUGGUGUCAGGCCCUCGUGGUCACUCUCUGCAAAACUGCAGUUGCGCUCCAACUCUCCAUCCCGCUUCUCUGGAGAUUCCCCUGUACAUACCUCUGCUUCCACCCUGGAGAAGAUUGGGGAGGCUGCUGAUGAUAAAGUCUCCACCUCUUGCUUCGGCAGCCUGAGGAAUCUCUCUAGCAGCUACUUGGAGCCCUGUGAUGGCAGUCGGCGAGAGCACAGGACGGCUCGCAGAGCCCCUUUGGCUGUCAUGGAAGGGGCAUUCAGGGAAGAGUCUGUUGUAAGGACAUCUAGCUCAGAUCUUUCAGAUGGGUAUGUUAAAAGCUCUGUGCAGCCAGACAGGAAUCACCCUGCUUUGGACCCUUUUGAUAACAACAAUCAGAUCGCCUUUGUUGAUCAGAGUGAUUCUGUGGAUAGUUCUCCAGUCAAGGAGGUGAAAGCCCCCAGUGGGACAGGGCUGGCUGCAGAGAAGGCAGAUGGCACCCCUAAGAAGGUUCACAGCUCCAAGGGGGUUUCUGAGCCAGACAAAAGUUUGAGGAAGGGAAGGACAGUCUUAUCUAACCAAGAGACCAAAGUCUCUCGCUCUUCUCCUCCUCCACUAAGGAGUUCCCAGAAAGUUUCCCGGUCUAGAAGUAAGACGGACUCCUCUAGGGCCAGUGGGCGACAUGGGUCUCCUGCUCCCACUCAGGCUAGGAAGGACCAUAGCACGAAGCCCCUUGAGGUGGCUGUCCCAUCGGCUCAACAGAAGCAAAAGUCAGGUUCUUCUCCAUCCUCCGCAGCUGCCAAGAAAACCCCAUCAGGCUCAUUGACUAAGGGCUCUUCUGCUGGGAAGAGCCGGACUUCAGACCGAAGCCUCAGCAGAGAGGGCUCUAAGAUAAGUCUGGGGUCGGAUAAAACGAGUGUUACCAGCAGUUCAAGAACGAGCUCCCCACGGAUAAGCCACUCCAGGAGUGACAGCAGGGCAGUAGACAGCAAACACGUGCGGAGCUCCUCUAUGGCCAACCUGCGGUCUCCAAAUGUUAGUGUGCGUUCUGGUUUGAAGAGGGACAGCAAGUCAGAAGAGAAAGGAUUGUCCUUCUUUAAAUCAGCCUUAAGGCAGAAGGAGACCCGGAGGUCAGCAGACCUGGGAAAGACAACGAUGCUCUCUAAAAAGACGGGGAGUGGCAGUUCCAAGUCAGGCAGUAAAAACGUGCUGGAAGACAAAUCGGAGAAAGGUGUUGUCCCACCAGCCUCUCAAACCAAUGCCAACAUCACUGCAAAAGAAAAACUUGCCCCAAAAGAUGCCACACCCAACAAACAUUCUCUGCUAUCCAGUCGCAAGUCCAAGUCUUCCCAGCUAGAUCCCGGAGUCCAGUCUCCUCCUUCCAGUGGCAAGCAGUCUGCUGACAAGCCACUGAAAAAAUUACCUUCCAGCAUGCAGGUGUCUGUACGGCCUUCUCUGGAACCUCAGUGAAAUGCUGCAAUCCAGGAGCGCAGGAGGCCACUGGGGAGGAGGUGGAAGCUCUCAUGGUGGCACAUGGGGACCUUUGCAGUGUGACUGUCACCUUCACC
This is a messenger RNA of Calidris pugnax (ruff), 3542 nucleotides long. RefSeq names its product ubiquitin specific peptidase 31 (gene USP31). The coding region runs from base 64 to 3444 and encodes 1126 amino acids. Gene Ontology annotation, molecular function: cysteine-type deubiquitinase activity. Lineage: Eukaryota; Metazoa; Chordata; Aves; Charadriiformes; Scolopacidae. The record is from RefSeq and is a predicted model, not a curated record. The transcript is spliced from 17 exons. Gene Ontology annotation, biological process: protein deubiquitination.